AUGAGUGUGGACGUGGCAGCAAGCAGGCAGUAUAGUGAAAACACUACAACAACAACAUCAUCCGCAACAACAACGGCAAUAGCUGCAGAUACAGUUGCAACCAAAGCAACGCCAUGGUCGAUAUGCACAGCGCUUCGGUGGCCGAUUGGUUUAUGCGAAAUCGGCGAAUCUGCGACAGCAACAACAACAACAACAAUAAAUUGCAUGGCUACAACGAAAGCUUUGCAGUCAAAGCGAGUUGAUAGCAACACUUGCCGACAGCAACGUGAAGAAGAUGACCACAACAACAACAACAUCAACAGCAGCAUAAACAACAACAAAAACAAAAGCAAAGACAUCAAUAUCCCCUCAGCGCAACGAGUCGCAAGUCAAAAGCGAAGGCAAAUACAGCAACAAAUACAGUUAGGGCAACACUAUAGCAUGCACAUGCAACGCCAAAAACAACAACAACAUUGGCGGCAUUAUCUGCUGCAGCCACAACAACGAUGUGCAUUCGCCAAAGACGAUGAUGGCUGCUGGUCCACCCGCUUUUCCACGACCCUGGCGCAACAACAACAGCGGCAGCAACAACAAUGGCUGCGCUUUUGCCUUUUGCUCGUCAUUUGCCUGUCACUGCCCUCAGCAACGAAUACGAAACCUCAGACCUCAGCCACAGCGCCAACAACAAUUGUCAACGCCCCAACAACAUUGCGAGCUACACUAGCAACAACAACAGGAAUACGAAUAGCAACAGCAAAGCCAACAGCCACAAUCAGCCGAACGACGCAGUCGGCAACUGAGAGUGAUGACAACAUUGUGACCAACGAAACUACCAACUUCACGCACACGCACACGCACAACACCACAAACAACGCUCACGGAAAUGUCAUCAUUCCUUCAACCAAGCUCAGCGUAAAUUCAACGACCGCAUCAAAAGCUCCGGUGCAGACGUUGGCGGCGCUCACGGCGGGAGCGUUGACAGUGUCAACAGCAUUGCCGGUGGCAACGCAAACAUACACAUCCUCAUCGCUGUCAUCAGCAGCAACAACAGCACGGCAAUCACAGGACACAACAACAACAGCGACAACAACAAUGCUUGACUACGCCAUCAAUGCGUUGGCGGAAGCGGAGAGCAGCGGAGGUGACAAGCCCGACGCGCAAACGGCAUGGAAUGCGCACUCCGUCAAUGGAAUGCUGCAUGACACUGCAACAGCAACAGCAACAACAAGCCCAAAUGAAUCACCAACAGCUAAAUAUCACGCCAGCAACAAUAAUAUCAUCCGCAAUGCGCCCAGUGGGAGCAACACUAGGCAUAGCAAGCAGCAAUUUAGUCCCGCAAAUGCUAACACCGACAGCAACAACAACUAUGCAAGCGAAGACGGAGGCUUGAGCAGGAUUCGCCGCCAUCGCGCUACACGCUCCGUGGGUCAUGGCAGCCCUGGCAGUGUGGGCUUAAGCGGCAGCAGUUUCGGAGCUGUGAGUCAAGGUGGUGGCGGUGGUGGUGGCAGCGGGUUGACGGGGAGCGGUAGCAGUACGCACGAUGGCGAAAGUAAUAAUCAUAACAGUAUCGAAUGUCCCAGUUUCGAUGAGAAUUCGGCGUGUCCGUGCUACAAAUUCGAAGACGGCUUAUUUCUCGAGUGUCCCGGCACGACGGCCAUGUCGCUGCGCAGCACAUUGGAACGCAUCUCGUCGCCGAUACAUUCAUUAUCCAUUUAUGAUUUCGAUCGUUCGGUCACGUCGCUCUCGCAGGAUGUCUUUCAACCAGGUGUCAAUAUAAGGCAUUUGCAAUUUUCACACUCACACUUGGAGACGCUAAAGGAUAACAGUUUGCGGCAUGUACGUGCAACAUUGGAGUCGUUGAGCAUUGUUAAUGGAAAAUUAACACAGAUACCAUCGCGAGCACUCAACGGCAUGCAGAAGAUGAGCGCACUUGAUUUCGAUUAUAAUGAGAUUGUGCGUAUCGAAGAUUACAGCUUUUACGGGCUACGUUUGUCGAAGCUCAACAUGAAGGGCAACCAACUGCAGUCAAUACCCGAACACGCUUUCGUAGGACUGGAGGAGUCCAUACAAGAGAUUGACCUAUCCGAGAAUGCGCUGCGUACAUUUCCGUUACUCUCCUUACGGAAACUCGAUUAUCUACGUACUUUGCGACUAUCCAAUAACAAGAUCUCCACAUUUUAUGGUGACAUAACGCUCGCGACGAACAAUGCUUCGGCAGCGGCAACGGUGCUACGGCUGCCAUCUCUGAUAUUUCUGGACUUGAGUUCAAAUCAAUUUACGGAGAUUGUGAAUGAUUGUUUUAGCGCCUUUCCACAGCUGAAAACACUAUCGCUAUACGCGAAUCAAAUAGAGCUCGUACAACCGGACGCAUUCAAGAGUUUGAAAGAGUUAAUGUCGCUCGAUAUGUCACACAAUCGCAUUAUUUCGUUGGAUGCCAAAAUUUUCGAUAAAAAUAAACGCCUGCAGACAGUGGAUCUUAGUCACAAUCAUGUGCACUCAAUUAGUGGUGUCUUCUCGAAUUUACCGCAAUUACGUGAAGUCUUUCUCUCCGAAAACAAUAUACUCGAAUUGCCUGCAGACGCCUUUACGAAUUCGUCCAAUGUGGAUGUCAUCUAUUUGGAAUCAAAUGCCAUUGCGCACGUCGAUCCGAAUGUCUUUAGCACGCUUGUCAAUCUGGAUCAUUUAUAUUUGCGUUCCAACUUCAUACCGUUAGUGCCUGUAACGCUCUUCGAUAAAUGCCAGAAACUCACUUCAUUAUCGCUCGAUAACAAUCAGAUACAGGAUCUCGAGAUCGGCAUGUUUAGGAAGUUGGAAUUCUUACGUGAAGUGCGCUUGCAUAACAAUCGUAUACGACGCAUACGCAAGGGUGUCUUCGAGCCCUUACCGGCAUUACAGGAACUUCAUGUACAAAAGAACAAUAUCGAGGAUAUCGAACCGGGCGCCUUUCAAAGUCUAACCAAUUUGCAGCACAUCAACUUACAGGAUAACCAACUGACUGUGUUGGAAGACAUUUUUCCAAACGACAAGGCCAACUCUUCGCUGCUCUCCAUACAGCUGGAGGAGAAUGAGCUUCACAAGAUACACGUGCGCACAUUUCGGCGGCAAGAGCGCAUACAGAUUAUGUGGCUGCGCGACAAUCAGCUGACCCGUGUAGACAAAAGCAUGUUCGUGGAUCUGCUGAAGCUCGGACGCCUGUACCUUAGCAAUAACCUCAUACGCGACAUUGACAAGGAUACUUUCAGCACGCUGAAACAUUUGAAAUUUCUCGACUUAAGCGGCAAUCGGCUGAAGCAUGUGCGCCGCGAAUACUUUGCACCUCUCGUGAGCUUAGAGGAGCUAAGUCUCGCACAAAACUACAUUGAAGCGCUGGAAAGCUAUUGCUUCAAUAAAUUGAAGAACUUACGCGUACUCGAUCUCUCAAACAAUCCUUUGGUGCAAUUAACCAAGGAUAUUUUCAUGGAAGAAUUACCUUUGACGUUUCUGAAUCUGCGUAACACAUCGCUACGAAAAAUUGAGCUCCAUACUUUCAAGGCGCUUCAGAACCUGAAUGAACUCAUUUUGGAGGAUAAUCAAUUGAACCCCUCCGAUAUACAUAAGCUAGAUGUGCCGAGUUUGCGUAGUCUCUACCUCGCUCAUAACGACUUCAGUCACGAGCGUGUGGGUGGCAUAACGGCCGGCAUGUUCGAUAAGAUGCGUUCGCUACAAUUGCUAACGAUGGCCAACUGCAGUAUCGAUUUAUUGCCAGACGAGAUUUUUACUAAGAAUACCAAUCUCGUUAAACUCGAUCUGUGCGACAACCGCAUCACUGUUAUGAAUCGGAAUAUCUUCAACGGCCUGAACGUGUUUAAAGAGUUGAAGUUGUGUCACAAUCAGCUCUCGGAGUUUCCGCACAUUGCACUAUAUAAUUUGAGCACGCUAGAGACCUUGGAUUUGUCACGCAAUCAGUUGACCUCUAUCGACUUCUUCAAGCUGAGCGGCACGCUGAAUCUGCGUCAGCUCAAUUUGCAUGACAACAAAAUCACUUCGUUGAGCGGUUUCAAUGCGGUUAAUCUGACCCAACUCGAUAAUAUUGAUCUUAGUGGCAAUCUUUUAUUAUCUUUGCCUGCGAAUUUUCUGCGACACUCUAUAAAUUUACAGCGUGUGGACUUGUCGAGUAAUCGCUUUCUGCAGCUGCCCAGUUCAGCGCUAUCGGACAUCUCCAUACCACGCCUCUCUUGGCUCAAUCUCACUGGUAAUCCAAUAAAUAAGAUUUACACAGUUAAAGAGGAGCGUUACCCCUACCUUAAGGAGCUUUAUAUCUGUCAAACCAAUCUGUCCAUAUUGACUUCGAAAGACUUUGAAGCUUUUCAGGCUUUACAACACUUGCAUUUGGUUAAUAAUCGCAUCACACGCAUCUCACCUGGCGCCUUCAAAUCACUCACAAAUCUGCUGACAUUGGACAUCAGCAUAAACGAAUUGGAAAUGCUGCCGAAAGAGCGUCUGCAGGGCUUGACGCUACUGCGCUUUUUGAAUAUUUCACAUAAUAUUCUGAAAGAAUUGGAAGAGUUUAGUAGCGAUUUGGCUCAGUUGCAAACUUUUGAUUUGUCCUACAAUCAAUUGGAUCGCAUAUCGAAGAAGAGCUUCCGAAAUCUGCAUGGCCUCGUGGAACUGUAUCUAAUGGGCAAUCGCAUGACGGUCUUGUCGAAUGACGCUUUUCGUUACUUGCGUAAGCUGCAUGUGCUUGAUCUACGUAAGAACUACUUUGAACUGGUGCCGAUUGAGGCGCUCAAACCUUUGGAGACUAACAUAAAAACAUUGAAAUUGGAAGAAAAUCCACUGCAUUGCAGCUGUGACGCACAAAAGCUAUGGGAAUGGCUGCGCGAUCAUCGAAAAUGGUCGCAAACGAGCGCCGGUGAUGGCAUUAAUUACUUAAGGUGUGAACAUCCAGUGGACUUGAGGGGCAAGGUAUUCGCCAAAAUGGAGCCGCAACAAUUUUGUGAUGCACCGUUGAUACCGAAAAUCGCCAUACAGGAUAUUCAGCCAUAUUCAGUGGUCGUUUCGUGGCUAAGUCGUGAGCAUUUGGGUUUAACUGGCUAUGAAAUUGUAUAUUACGCGACCACAGAUGGCAUUGAUUACGAUGAGAUGCGUGGCAAACGUCUCAACGGCACCGCGAACUCGGCCAAAUUAACAAAGCUGAACGCGAAUACGCGCUACCACAUCUGCGUCAUUGGCACCGGUAAUUGGCUGUCCGAGCCGGCGGCGAAUGCCUUGCAAAGGAUACACUUUAACGACACCGUGCUAAUGUUACGCGACGAUGCGGCCGCAAGUGGCGGCAACUACAACGCAGGCCAACAACAGCAACACUACUAUUACGACCAACAGCAACAGCAACAGCAACAACAACAGCAGCAGCAAUCCGAAUAUUAUCAGCAAUAUUUUCACACGUAUCAACAGCCGCACGACCAGCAGCAAUUAUUUACGCAAGCCGAGCCGCAACAACAACAGGCGCUAAUCGAGAAUACCGUCGUCACGGACAAUGCGCUGCGGGACGUAUUGAAAAAUACACACAUCACCACUUGUACGGACGUGCAAACGCUGGACUCGACACCGAGUCUGGUGACCGACGAGAACGGGCUCUCCAGCAACGGCUUCAUACACUCGAUAUUAACGCGGCGCCUCGGUCUGAUUGUCGGCUGUUGCCUGGGCAUCAUUGUGUUCAUUGUCAUGAUUUCGGUGUUGAGUUAUGUGAAACUGAAGAAGCAACGCAUCGAGAAUGCCAAAAGACAAGCCGCCAUGCCACCCGAAUACAUUUCGUAUCGACACUUCUCCAUACCCAAUGAGGAGCUGGUGCGCGCCUCGGUAGCUGGCGGCGCUACCACGACAAUUUCGAGUGUACCAAGCGGCAUUAGCGCACACAUCAGCGGCACCAGCCUGAGCACCAGCGCCACUGCCACCACGGCUACCACGCCACUGGGGACCAGUACCGGCAAUGGCACUGACAGUAAGGGCGUCGGUGGUGGUGGCGGCGGCACAAUGACAUCCGCUACCAACACGCUAAAGAAGAGCGAAGUCAACGCCAACUUAACGGGCGUGAGUGGUGUUAGCGUCGGUGUGAGUGUCGGUGUGGGGAUGGUUAUUGCCGAAAGCAAUGGCUUGGUGAAUUUGACCUCAACCGCCACAAAAGCAACGAGCAAUGAUGUCAGCGGCACAACGACAUCAGUGGACGCAACAGCGACAGCGAACAACCACAAUCACCAUGCGCAUCAGCAGCAGCAGCAGCAGCACCACCACCAGCAAUUGCGGCUCCAGCAUCAACAACAGCAUCAGCACCAGCUACAGCGCCAGCAACAGCAGGCGGGCAAUCACCAUCAUCAUGUUGUUGGCGGCAAUAGCGGUGUGGGCUACAUGUCGUCGGGCGUUGUUUUGGGCGCGAAUCACUUGAAUGCCUGUUAGUUGCGGCAUAGCGCUUGCCACAACGCCGCAAACGUUGUCGCGAAACUCCCUUUCGGCCAUAAAGUUACGAGUAUUUUUAAGGUCCUCUUAAAACAGACACAAUCGCGUAUACUCGUGCAUACAUACAUACAGACAUAUAUAGUUUGUAGGCGAAGACACCUUAGGCUAAGCAUAACUGUAAAUAUGAUAAUGUAGAAAGAAGUGACUUGUUAAUGAAAAGUAUGCAAAUCGGGGCAACGCUGGCGGUAAAGCAGCUAAGAGCUGGCAAAGCAGGGCAUCCAUCGUAGUAAGUGGAACGGUUAUGGAUGCUGUGGUAUGUCAUGCCAUGCCAUGCGCUGCGUCUCUUUGCCUCCAAGAGUGUAUAAAUAUGUUUCUAAUGACUUUGUUAGUUGUAUUUAGCUUAGCUAUAAUGUGUUAGGCAACCUAAUUUAAGUUUAGAUUUAUGAUAGAUAGGCUCAGAUUGAAACUCUUAUUAUUUGCUGUACUCCGGCUACAGACUUUUAAUCGAACACACUCAUCAAUAAUGCGCACACAAUAAUUGAACACACAUAACUAGCAUUAGAUCGAUGCUAAAUAUGAAUAUAAUAUUAAAACUGAAUUUCGAAAGAAUUACGUUAUAAUCACUUCUGAAGUAAUUAUGUGGCUUAUAUGACAACUUAGUGUAAAAUAAGUAAUAUUUUGGUUAUCUUGUGGUUAUAUGUAUAUUUAGUGUAAACAUAACAUAUCUUGCCUUUAUAUUGCACUGUGCUUUGCGCAUUCAAAAAAGUUAGGUUAUUCCAAAAAAAUAAGUUGAAGGUUAUGUCAAUAACUCAGACAACGAGCACAACCUUAUGAAAACCCGAAUAAUUUGAAAUUUUUUGUAUAAAAUAUGUAUAGCAUGCUAACUUCAAUAGAUAUAACAACAAAUAUCGAGUUUUUGAAAAUUUUAGAACAGUUUUUCAAAUAAUAACUUUUAAUCUAAAAAAUCGAUUUAUUUGUAAUGAAGUAAGAUUCGGCAAAUUUUUUUAUAAAGUGUGUAGAACCUGCUAACUUCACUAGACAUAGCAGCUAUUUUCGAGUUUUUGAAAAUUUGUGGAGAAUUCUUCAAAGAGUAGUUUUUAUAAUAAAAGUUAUUUGAUGCUAGCUCUAUACUUUUUAAUUUAACAUAUUUAGUUAAUAAGAAGUUCUGAUAUUUUCCACUACGUUUGUCAACCUAUUUGGAAAAAGAGCAUCUCAAAUUGACGAUGAAUUUCAUCAAUUUUAAUAUUAUUUGUAUUCAAAUCCGCGUGUUGUUGGAGUUUCAUUUGAAAUUUUUAAUAAUACGCCCACAUAGUAUAUUCACCAAAGCGAGUUGUGGCAUUUUCCAAAUCCGUCAAGUAGUUUUGGAGCCAAUUUGAUUCAAACCAUCAAAUAUUUCCUCUUUUUAUUAUUAACAUAGAUAUUUCAUAGCUUCAACUAAAAUGUAAAACAACGUAUCCUCCAAACAAUCCCAAUUGAGUUUUUUAUUGGUUACAUCUUGUUACAUACAUAUAUGUAUGUAGCAUACAUUUUUAGCUUCGGCUGUCAGAUAUAACCACUAUAUAACCAAUACAUAAUCAUUUUAUAACCAAAACUUAAAUUUUGUUUCAGUAUGAGUGGUUUCUAACUGAUUUUUCAAUAAGAGCGCUACAAAAGUUUUUUUUUUAAUAAAACAAAAACGGUUUGGGAUAUCAAUAAAAUUCUUUAUUCCUGUGAAGGAACAUUCGAGGCGGCCAAUUGACUGGGCCAUUUCGUGAGAUAACACGUUCACCAAACUUGGUUUUCAAUAAAUCGAUUGUGACAUUCGCUGUGUGGCUUGUGGAUCCGUCCUGUUGAAACCAAAUAUUAUUCAAGUCCAUAUCAUCCAAUUCGGGAGCGAGUCGGUUUUGAUCAUCACGGACGCCGCCGGCCCUCAAACCGCACCACACCGCAAUUCUUGUGGAAUGCAAUGGUGAGUCAUGGAGUACGUGUGGAUUGCUGUCUGACCAAUAACGCAUAUUUUGCUUAUUGACGAAACCCUUCAGCCAGAAGUGAACCUAAUCGCUGAAGAUGAUUCUGAUCAUUUUCAAGGACGAAGGCCAAGAUCUUUUCGCAAAAUUCGUCACAACGACAUCACAGAUAUGCACAAUGCUUGUGAACAAUGUGUGCGAGACUGAUUUGGGUCUUCCUCAAAUGAUGCGCUAGCGGCAGCAAUAUUCUCAACACUACGGGCACUUCUUUGUCUCACUGGCACGGGAAAAUUUUAUACUGUGCCUGCGGAUUCAUAUUUUUCCACCAUGUACUAUAACUUUCAAGUUGAUAUACCACAGCGGGAAUCGUGUGAGAUUGUAACGGCGAUGAACUUGCAAGAAUACACACCUUUUCCAAAUUCCAUUAAAACAAAAAAGAGCAGGGGUUCCCUAGCAAAUGUUGAUCAGCAACCGGCACUUGUGGGGGUUUUGGAAGACACAACUUGUCAUAGUUGCAAUGAAGAAGAUAAGGUGGAAACAUCAAACACUUUCUCCUCCACUUUCCAGCUUACGGUUGACUAAGGUUGAAACAUUUUGUUGCCAUACUUUUAACCCUGCGAAUUGUUUGGAAUUGAUAUUAGCGGCCUUAAUAAAUUUUUGACAGGCUCUCGACGUUUUGUCGAUAUGCGACGGUCGUUUUGAUCCAUACCUAGAAGUUCUGGGCAUCAUAACGCCUAUCCGUUCUAUAGCUAUCUAAGUAGGAUUAUUCGUGGCCUAACGAGAAAUCAGCCUGUUUACCUAACCUUAUCUAAGUUAAUGUUCAUCAUUAUUCUACAAUCUACAUUUAUUAAAUCUAAUAUAAAAUUGUAUCUUUUCGGUACACAACAAAGCUUAUAGUUCUGAAGAACAAAACCAUUUCGAAAAUGUUCCUAACAUUUUUUAAAAGCCUUAAGCCGAUUUCUUUCAUAAGCUCACCAAUAAAACUUCAUCCUCAUUGAAAUUUUAUGUUCUUCCAUGGCACUUAAAAACUCAAAUUAUGCAUCAUAGUUUGAUAGCGCUUAUAUAUCAGAAAUGUUCUAUCAAUAUUUUAUUUGAAAGGUUUAGAUAUUCAAACAAAUUCCAAAAAAAUUUCCUAGCUUUGAAGAAAUAGUGUUAAGUUUAUGGUUCCAGAUACUUUAAAAUAAAAUACUUUGAAAUUUUAUACAUACUUGUAUAUCAAGUGUAAUUCUGAUAUCUACGAAAGAGAAAAUGUUUGACCAUUAUACAAAAAAAAUUUAUGAAAUCUUAAUUCCAGAAAGAAAUUUAAUUGAUUUGUUUACAGAUGAUUCCUGUGUAACUUCUUUAACUUCUAUUUUCAAACAACAUAAAUAUUAAAGAAUGGCAUACACUUGAGAACAACUCGAAAAUCUCGUUGGAGGUUAAGUUCUGUCUAGGCGUUCCACAAGUUCAUAAACAUGGUCAUUGCCAAGCGCACCCUGUUGUUCUUGCUUAACAAAAAAUGUUUUUUACAAAAAGUGAAUGUGAAAAAUAUUUUUAUUCCUAAGUCGCUAAGCUUUGAUACUAAUUUUGAAUAAACAUUUUACAUUGCGUUCAAGAAGAUUUUUUAAGGCUAAAAUUGCAGAAAUUAUUGUAAAAAAUAGUGAAAAUGAUUUAAAAUGGGUAAAAACUAGGUUAGUGAAAUCAUCUUGUUAUAAAAUAAAAAAAAUGAAAAACAUUUUUGAAAGUCAUUGUAAAUACCAGUUUCACAAAUACUUUAUACCUAACAACUAAUUAUAAUCGAAAACAAGAGAUAAAAACAUUUAUGAUAUAAAAAAAUAAUUUAAGUUUUUACAGUAAGUGAGCAUAUUAUUGAAAGCUAUUUUAAUUUAUUUAAAUUAGGCAAAAAAACUUGCGAUAAAAAUCUAAUUUUCAAUAAGAAAUUUCACUUUUCAGCAAAACACAUAAACCGCUUGAGAAUUUGAAAACUAUGUUUGAUUUAAUGAAAUUUCAUCAUUUCAGUCAAAACGCUAUGAUAUUUAAGGGCGUCUUUUUGUGGAUCCAUAGGAAUUUAAAACAAUCCUGCAGUGAAGCGUUCAGGCAAUCCCAAAAAUAGUAGUUUUUCAAUAGAAAAUUCCAAACAAAACGGAACAGUCACUAGUCACAGCAAUAUGAAAAAAAGACUCGGUUGGUUACGUUACGUCCAAAUGCCUAUCUAAAAGCGGAUCCCACUUGGACAGUUGAGAACGCCGGUAUAUUAUAAUAAAUAAAUAAUACUAAGUAUUGAACGAAAAGGCUCUCAAAUCUCGACAGAAUACCUGGAGCCGUCCAUAAAUUUGUUGAGGGGACUGAUAUUCAGGUUCGUCGAAAAUGCCGACUGCCUAGAUGUUUCAACAUCAGUCUUGCAAAAGCUGGACAAUUAAAGAAAAAUUGUUGGGAUGUAUGAACAAUUAGUGGCCGACAAGAUUUUCAGCCUUUAGGGGAUGUACGCCAAUUGGAGAAUGUUCAGUAAGAAUUUCAAUGAUUGAAUGAUUCCGGAGGGAGGCGCAGACGCACGGGAAGGAGCUCGCUAUGAAAAAUGCCUAGGUCGUAACUCUUUUAUUUAGAACUCUUUUAAAAGAGACUAGUUCGAAACUCUUUUAUUUUGGAGUAAACUCAAAGUGGUCCUAAAAUGACCAGAUUUAAAACUUAUACGAGUAUAAGAAACUAACUCACUAAAUUUCUUAGACAUCUUUGUUAACAGUUUUUUUUUUUUGCUUUAUUUCUUACUAAAAAAAAACUGAAAUAGAGGUCUGGUCAACGAAGCGUUCAUAUAGUUAAAUCAUAACUAGUUUCUCAAUUGAAAUAUUUCUGACUGAAAUGAAAUUAGUUGGAGAAAGAUCUCAGAAAGAGCAGUCCACAGUUAAACUUCCUCAUAAUGAACCAACGUGAAAAUUAAGGUUUUUUGUAUUCCUAGUUUCAUGCACUUCUGUUUCUUAUUUUUUUUAAAUCAUGAACAAAAUCGCUAAAGCCCGUAUAUGUUUUAAAACAGCUUUAAUUAGUGGACACUAGUUCAUUUCCGAUCAAAUGUUGGCAGCUUACAUUUUGCACCCGGAAAUUGAUGCCUAUCAUCAACCAGCUUCAAAAUUGUUCCACGACUAUAUCAUGACUUAUGUACAACUAAUUUCAGGAAAGUUCACAAUCAUCUCCAAAGGGUUCUGAAAAUAGUUCGUGGGUGGUCCAGAACUGGUUAUAUGAUAGUCUAUAAACAGCACCAGCGGGUUCUGCACUAGUCUCAAGACUGGGGUUCUACAAAUACUGGUUCUUAAAUGGUCUACAACUAAUUCCAGUAUAGUCCACAACAAACUCCAGCGGAUUCCGCACUAGUUUCAUGACUAAUCUACAACUAGUUCCAAGAUCAACUAGCUCCAAGAUGUUCUACCACUAUAUCAUGAGUGAUCUCCACAUAGUUCCAGGAUAGCCCACAAUCAGCUCAACAGGGUUCUACAAGUAGUUAAUGGGUAAUACAACUGGUUAUAAGAUAGUCCACAACCAGCUGCAGUGUCCAACUCAGUGACUUACAACUAGUUCCAGGAAAGUCAACAAUAAGCUCCAGUAUGUUCUAUUACUGGUUCGCAAACUAGUUCCAAACUAGUCCUCUUCAAAAUUAAAUCUUUUAUUUUCCUAAUCAUUUUCAAAAUAUUUAGAGAUCUUUUUUCGCGCUCAACACACAUACAUACAUUAAUAAAAUAAUUUAAAGUCGAAAUUUUAAUGCUAAGCAGGCCACAAAAAGCCUAAAAAUUAUAUAAAAAUAAUAAGAAAUAAGAAAGUAGGGUAAAAUUAAUUAACUAAUUAAUUAAGUAGUUGCAAAUACAAGCUAAAAAAUUAAAUAAUAAUUAUAAUUACACAGAAAACGAAGUAAAAACACUCAAAGCGUUUCACUUGUAAAACGAACAUUUGAAUGGAAAUUCUUGUUAAUUUAAUUUACUCAAAAAAUAAUAAUAAGAAAUUUACUGAAAACUAGCCUUAGUAAAGGGAAAACACUCGACAGCUUAAUGAAUGCUGGAACUCUAACACAACCAAUAACGAAACGAGAAUAA
Bactrocera neohumeralis is the source of this 12412-nucleotide messenger RNA. RefSeq lists its product as uncharacterized. Bases 1 to 6411 code for a protein of 2136 amino acids. NCBI's taxonomy places the organism in Eukaryota, Metazoa, Arthropoda, Insecta, Diptera, Tephritidae. Gene Ontology annotation, molecular function: protein binding. The transcript has 5 exons. The record is from RefSeq and is a predicted model, not a curated record.